This is a messenger RNA of Lingula anatina, 8881 nucleotides long. RefSeq lists its product as uncharacterized. NCBI's taxonomy places the organism in Eukaryota, Metazoa, Brachiopoda, Lingulata, Lingulida, Lingulidae. The record is from RefSeq and is a predicted model, not a curated record.
GUGCAAUUUCAAAAGAUCAUCCAAUUGUGAGAAAAUCUACAAUUUUUGAAGCAAAUUGUUUUUGUCAGCCGAAUGCAGGGAAAUAUUUUGUAGCGACAAACAAUCUCAUUAUCGAUAUUACGAAAUCCGCUCAACGCAGACGACCAUGACGGGAUUCUUGUUCAAAGCAGAACGGAAGAUGGCGUAUUUCAAUCUGAUAACGCUAUGUCUGUUGGCGACCAUGGCCACAAUUUCGGCCGAAGAUUACAUACGACGAAUAGAGCCGAAGGCGACCGAACCAAUCCACCAAUGCCAAUUCGAAGGACAGUACAUCCGGGACGUUAAGAACCUGUGCAUGUUUUACCAGUGUGAAAAUGCGGAUAAUGACGGCGGAUUGCGUCCGGCCACUCACGCAUGCGCACCAGGCACCGGAGUGGCAUCCGAUUACCUGGAUCCGGUCCCCCAUUUCAGCAUCAGUAUUCAAGGGUUGAACCCGUGCGUUGUAAGGAGGAAAACUGAUUGUGAAGACACGACGCCCACCUCCCAGUGGAAUCAGUGGACGCAGUGGAGCGCAUGCUCAGCGUCUUGCAAUGGCGGAAGUCAGACACGCACGCGCACGUGCCCCGACAACACGUGCGUUGGGCGUGACCGCAACAGCAGGGCAUGCAAUACAGGGGACUGUGCUGAAUGGAACACAUGGAAUCCGUGGUCCGGAUGCUCGGCAUCCUGUGGUGAGGGGAAGCAGACCAGGAGAAGGACCUGUGAUCCGGGGGAAGUGGGCCAGUGCGCAGGCUCAGCAGAGGAAACGAGAUCCUGUUCUAAAGGAGAUUGCGCCUCGUGGACAGCCUGGACCUCAUGGACCUCGUGCUCAGCAACAUGUGGUCAAGGGUCAUCGUCACGGACACGGCAGUGCGUUGGUCUGGGGGACUGCCCAGGGUCCAGCAGUGAGGUCAAGCCUUGUAAUAACGGACCAUGUGCGUCGUGGUCAGCGUGGACAUCGUGGAGCACGUGUUCAGCGUCGUGUGGUCAAGGGUCCAGCAGCCGAACGCGGCAGUGCCAGGGGAUAGGCACAUGUCCAGGACUGGCCGAAGAAGUUCGCACGUGCAAUAACGGAGUGUGUGCCGGAUGGUCUGCCUGGACAUCGUGGAGCAGUUGUUCAGCAUCCUGUGGUCAGGGAGCAGUCAGUAGAACUCGCCAGUGUCAGGGCAUAGGAAACUGUCCUGGCGUGGCCAGGGAAAGCAGGGAUUGUAAUAUCGGACCCUGUGCGUCCUGGGCGGCGUGGACGACGUGGGGUAGCUGCUCUCGUACAUGUAACGAGGGCACUAGUAGACGCACGCGCCAGUGCGUUGGUGUAGGAACAUGUCCAGGACCACAGCUUGAAGACAGGGCAUGUAAUAACGGUCCCUGUGCUUCUCUGACUGCCUGGUCCACUUGGAGCGCGUGUUCUGCCUCGUGUAACCAGGGCGUCAGCACCCGCGUGCGCGAAUGCACGGGACUUGGAGCGUGCACAGGAGCACUUUCCGAGAACAGGGAAUGUUCAAAUGGGCCAUGUGCGUCUUGGUCAUCAUGGACGGCGUUCAGUGAGUGUUCUGUGUUCUGUGGUCCGGGCAGAAGCAGCCGUACCAGGGAGUGUAUCGGGAUAGGACUGUGCCCAGGGCUCAAUAGGGAAGAGAGGGACUGUAACAACGGAGCUUGUGCUGGUUGGUCAGCCUGGACAUCGUGGUCAAGCUGUUCAGCGUCCUGUGGUCAAGGCAGCACUGGACGUACUCGUAUAUGUUCUGGACUUGGAGAGUGUCCGGGACCAGCAAGUGAAACGAAACAGUGCAGCAACGGACCUUGUGCCGCGUGGGCCGCCUGGACAUCAUGGAGUAGUUGCUCUCAGUCUUGUAAUGAAGGCACUAGUAGACGUAGAAGACAGUGUGAAGGUAUAGGUACAUGUCCAGGAAAGGAACUGGAGGACAGGGCAUGUAAUAAUGGACCAUGUGCCUCCUGGUCAGCCUGGACGUCGUGGUCAAGCUGUUCAGCGUCCUGUGGUCAAGGUACCUCUGGACGUACUCGUGUAUGUUCUGGACUGGGAGAGUGUCCGGGAUCUGCGAACGAAAACAGACCCUGCAGCAACGGGCCUUGUGCAUCGUGGUCGGCGUGGUCGGCAUUUGGAAGCUGUUCAGUGUCGUGUGGUCCUGGCAGUAGCAGGAGAACAAGAGAAUGUAUUGGAAUAGGAUUCUGCCCUGGAGAUGAGUUCGAAGUCAGAGCCUGCAAUGACGGCGCUUGUGCCGGAUGGUCAGCCUGGACGUCGUGGUCAAGCUGUUCAGCGUCCUGUGGUCAAGGCAGCACUGGACGUACUCGUGUAUGUUCUGGACUUGGAGAGUGUCCGGGACCGGCUAGGGAGACGAAACAGUGCAGCAACGGGCCUUGUGCGUCUUGGUCUGCCUGGACAGCGUUUAGCGCAUGCUCACUAACUUGUGGACAAGGUACAAGCAGAAGAACACGGCAGUGUAUCGGUAUAGGAACAUGUCCGGGAACUGGGAUUGAAGAUCAGGCCUGUAAUAACGGACCUUGUGCUGGUUGGUCGGCCUGGACAUCGUGGUCAAGUUGUUCAGCGUCCUGUGGUCAAGGCAGCACUGGACGUACUCGUGUAUGUUCUGGACUUGGAGAGUGUCCGGGAGCAGCAAGUGAGACCAAACAGUGCAGUAAUGGACCUUGUGCAUCUUGGUCAGCGUGGACGGCAUUUGGAAGCUGUUCAGUGUCGUGUGGUCCUGGCAGUAGCAGGAGAACAAGAGAAUGUAUUGGAAUAGGAUUCUGCCCUGGAGAUGAAUUCGAAGUCAGAGCCUGCAACGACGGAGCUUGUGCUGGUUGGUCAGCCUGGACAUCUUGGUCAAGCUGUUCAGCGUCCUGUGGUCAAGGCAGCACUGGACGUACUCGUGUAUGUUCUGGACUUGGAGAGUGUCCAGGAGCAGCUAGUGAACUCAAACAGUGCAGUAAUGGACCUUGUGCCUCUUGGGCCCCGUGGUCAGGGUUUAGCGCUUGCUCACUAACUUGUGGUCAAGGUACCAGCAGAAGAACACGGCAGUGUAUCGGUAUAGGAACAUGUCCUGGAGCUCAAUUUGAAGAUCAGGCCUGUAAUAACGGACCUUGUGCCUCCUGGUCAGCCUGGACGUCGUGGUCAAGCUGUUCAGCGUCCUGUGGUCAAGGUACCUCUGGACGUACUCGUGUAUGUUCUGGACUUGGAGAGUGUCCUGGAACAGCAAAUGAAAAUAGACCCUGCAGCAACGGGCCUUGCGCCUCUUUAACCGCCUGGUCCACUUGGAGCGCGUGUUCAGCCUCGUGUAACCAGGGUGUCAGCACGCGCGUGCGCGAAUGCACGGGACUGGGCACGUGCACAGGUGCUCUGUCUGAAAACAGACAAUGUUCUAAUGGACCGUGUGCUUCGUGGUCGGCGUGGACGUCUUGGAGUGACUGUUCUAACUACUGUGGCCCAGGAAAGAGCAGUCGUACCAGGCAGUGUACUGGGAUAGGAACAUGUCCUGGCUCAGGGAGAGAGGAGAGAGAUUGUAAUAAUGGAGCGUGCGGAGCCUGGACAGCCUGGACAUCGUGGUCAAGUUGUUCAGCGUCCUGUGGUCAAGGCAGCACUGGUCGUACUCGUGUAUGUUCUGGACUUGGAGAGUGUCCGGGACCGGCAAGUGAAACCAAACAGUGCAGUAACGGACCUUGUGCGUCUUGGUCAGCAUGGACAGAGUUUGGUAGCUGUUCAGUGUCGUGUGGUCAAGGGGUCAGUCUGAGGACCAGACAAUGUGAGGGUAUAGGCACGUGUCCUGGACUGGGGCAAGAAGGGCGUACCUGUAACAAUGGCGCCUGUGCCUUGUGGUCAGCUUGGACGUCGUGGUCAAGCUGUUCAGCGUCUUGUGGUCAAGGUAGUUCUGGAAGAAGCCGAGUAUGCUCCGGACUUGGAGAGUGUCCGGGUUCAGCCACUGAAAACAGACCUUGUAGCAAUGGACCUUGUGCCUCAUGGACAGCUUGGACAGGAUUCAGUGCCUGCUCUCUGACCUGUGGUCAAGGCAGUAGUAGACGAACACGGCAGUGUAUUGGUAUAGGAACAUGUCCAGGGGCAGAAUUUGAGGAUAAGACCUGUAACAAUGGGCCUUGUGCCGCCUGGUCUGCCUGGACAUCGUGGAGCAGUUGUUCAGCGUCCUGUGGUCAAGGCAGGACUGGACGUACUCGUGUAUGUUCUGGACUUGGAGAGUGUCCGGGAGCAGCAAGUGAGACCAAACAGUGCAGUAACGGGCCUUGUGCGUCUUGGUCUGCCUGGACAGCGUUCAGCGCUUGCUCACUAACUUGUGGUCAAGGUACCAGCAGAAGAACACGACAGUGUAUCGGUAUAGGAACAUGUCCGGGAGCUCAAUUUGAAGAUCAGACCUGUAACAACGGACCUUGUGCUGGUUGGUCAGCCUGGACGUCGUGGUCGAGCUGUUCAGCGUCCUGUGGUCAAGGUUCCUCUGUCCGUACUCGUGUAUGUUCUGGACUGGGAGAGUGUCCAGGACUGGCAAGAGAAACCAGGCUGUGUACUAACGGCCCGUGUGCGUCUUGGUCAGCUUGGACAGCGUUUGGAAGCUGUUCGGUCACGUGCGGCCCUGGGCGUAGCAGACGUACCAGACAGUGCACUGGUAUUGGUCAGUGUCCAGGGGAUGGAGUUGAAGACCGGGCCUGUAAUAACGGAGCUUGUGGCGCCUGGUCAGCCUGGACAUCGUGGUCAAGCUGCUCAGCGUCCUGUGGUCAAGGCAGCACUGGACGUACUCGUGUAUGUUCUGGACUUGGAGAGUGUCCAGGAGCAGCUCGCGAGACCAAACAGUGCAGUAAUGGACCUUGUGCGUCUUGGUCUGCAUGGACAGCAUUUGGCGCUUGCUCAUUAACUUGUGGUCAAGGUACCAGCAGAAGAACACGGCAGUGUAUCGGUAUAGGAACAUGUCCGGGAGCUCAGUUUGAAGAUCAGACCUGUAAUAACGGACCUUGUGCCGGAUGGUCAGCCUGGACAUCGUGGAGCAGCUGUUCAGCGUCCUGUGGUCAAGGCAGCACUGGACGUACUCGUGUAUGUUCUGGACUUGGAGAGUGUCCAGGAGCAGCAAGUGAACUCAAACAGUGCAGUAACGGACCUUGUGCGUCUUGGUCUGCUUGGACAGCGUUCGGAGCUUGCUCAUUAACUUGUGGUCAAGGUACCAGCAGAAGAAAACGGCAGUGUAUCGGUAUAGGAACAUGUCCAGGAGCUGGGGUUGAGGAUCAAGCCUGUAAUAACGGACCUUGUGCCGGAUGGUCGGCCUGGACAUCGUGGUCAAGCUGUUCAGCGUCUUGUGGUCAAGGCAGCACUGGACGUACUCGUGUAUGUUCUGGACUUGGAGAGUGUCCAGGAGCAGCAAAUGAAAACAAACCUUGUAGCAACGGACCCUGUGCGUCUUGGUCUGCGUGGACAGCGUUUAGCGCAUGCUCACUAACUUGUGGUCAAGGUAUCAGCAGAAGAACACGGCAGUGUAUCGGUAUAGGAACAUGUCCGGGAGCUCAAUUUGAAGACCAGGCCUGUAACAACGGACCUUGUGCUGGAUGGUCGGCCUGGACAUCGUGGAGCAGUUGUUCAGCGUCCUGUGGUCAAGGCAGCACUGGACGUACUCGUGUAUGUUCUGGACUUGGAGAGUGUCCAGGACCAGCAAGUGAAACCAAACAGUGCAGCAACGGACCUUGUGCUACAUGGUCGGCCUGGACAUCGUGGAGCAGUUGUUCAGCAUCCUGUGGUCAGGGAGCAGUCAGCAGAACACGCCAGUGUCAGGGCAUAGGUAACUGUCCUGGCGUGGCCAGGGAAAGCAGGGAUUGUAAUAUCGGACCCUGUGCCAUGUGGACGGCGUGGUCAGAGUUUGGCGCAUGCUCAGCUCCUUGUGGUCAAGGGUCCAGUAUACGGACACGUCAAUGUCAAGGCUUAGGGACGUGUCCAGGAGGAGCAGUUGAAGCACGGGACUGCAACAACGGACCUUGUGCGUCGUGGGGAGCCUGGACGGCGUGGUCCAGCUGUUCAGCCACCUGUGAUCAGGGUACGCAGAGGAGGUCACGUGACUGCUCGGGACUGGGCGUCUGCGAGGGCUCUGGCACAGAGACUCAAGCGUGCACAGUCGGACCAUGUGCUACCUGGGGAGAGUGGAGUGCGUGGAGUAGCUGUUCAACGACAUGUGGUACGGGAACACACACCCGAACACGGUCUUGUGAAGGUUUAUUGAUGUUUGGAGAAUGCACGGGGAUGGCGAUACAGGACGAGGAUUGCAGUGUUGGGCCUUGUGCUUCGUGGACGGAGUGGUCGUCGUGGAGCAGCUGCUCGGCCUCGUGUGGGGAGCAAGGGGCCAGCAUCAGGAACCGUCGCUGUGAAGGCUUAGGACGGUGUUUCGGCAGACCGAGCGAGGGUCGCUUCUGUAAUAACGGACCUUGUGCCCAGUGGUCAGAAUGGUCAGGGUGGAGUGCCUGCUCCACGUCAUGCGGUGACGGGUUAGAGUCACGCACGCGCACGUGCUCUGGGUAUGGUACGUGUCCAGGGCUGGGCCAGAUGGACAGAGCCUGUAACAACGGUGCCUGUGCCACCUAUGGACCGUGGUCGGAGUGGUCUCCCUGUACACAGACAUGUGGCAGUGGUGGCACACAGCAGAGAGGACGGCUAUGUUACGGUGUAGGGGAGUGUCUGGAACCCACGGUGGAAACACAGUCCUGCAACACUGAUAGACCCUGUCCCGAAUGGUCGCCAUGGGGACCGUGGAGCCCGUGCCCAGUCACGUGUGGUAACAGCACGGUCACGCGACUGAGGUCGUGUCUUCACGGGGGAGCCGAGGGAGUCGACUGUCCUGGCUACAGUUUCUCCUACAAACCAUGCAUUGAGAAAGAUUGUUACGUGUACACGGCCUGGGUCAACCUAGACCACCCGUUCACCCAGGGGACCACGGGCCCCGGGGAUCAGACGAAUCCCGUGGGGGCCGGGGACUACGAGGUGUAUCAGAACGCGACCUCCCGCUGCGGAGGCCGGCCAGUUCGAGGGCCAGAAUGUCGAGACUCGGUGAGCAAGAAGAACUGGAAUGAAGUGGGUAUACCGAACACGACCGACAUCUUCCCUCUACAGUGUAACUUCAGGGGUGAUCUGCCGUUCGGUAUAAUAUGCCUCAACGAACCUUCCAUACGGGCCACGGGCAGGGCCUGUCCCGAUUUUGAGGUCCGAAUUAAGUGCCUGAAUGUGUAGGGCCAAUGGGGCCUGGUUAACGUUCCUACCCCCUCCAAGGAAGAGGGAAGGGGGGGGGGGGACGUUGACCAGGGCGAGUUUUCAUGUGAUUUUAUUUGUUAUCUGAAAAAGUGGGCGUUUCCAGCACCUGCCGAUUAUUUUAAAAUGGGCGUGGUUGCAAUCAUUUCCCAAUAAUAAUAAAAGUGGGCGUGACCACUAAGUUUAAUCUCCAAUUUUAAGUCAGAGAUUUACUUGAGGAAUUAUCUCCAGAAAAAUAUCGACUCACAUUUGUCAUUUAGGCUGCUUGCUCCUUCGUGUACGUUUCUAUCAAAUGUCUGAAAAGACUUGAAAUAUUACAGUUAUCAUCUCUAAGUAAUAAGACGUAUUUAAAGAUGGGCAUGGCACUUUUUCACAGCCAUGUCAAUGUCUUUCCGAAGCGGGCAAGCUGUCUUUAUCAGAGUUCCAAUUAUAGAGUACGAGUCGGGAAGUAUUCGGUUAAUUUGAGACCACCUUUAGUCUGAGGAAAAGUCUCUCUCCUAUAUCGUAUUUUAUACUGUUUGGUCUUGGCUGAUAUAUACUCGUUCAGACCAUUAUAAAGUUUAAUUUGUCUAGAUCCAAGACUAAGCUAAGAUUCAGUGCGUGUCAUCACUGACGUCAUGCAAGACUAAAAUACAAUGUGUGUGGGUGGUUGGAUGUGAUCACCUCAGAGUUCAGUUCAUUUUUGGAAGUUACGACAUUCUAACGAGUCUUAAAGCGUAAUAACAGUAUACUCCGCAUAACUCAGCAGCUUUCAACUCGAUUUAUCGCCAUCUUGAACAAACUUUGUUUAAGUCCGUUUUCUUUUUUGCUCCAAGCUGAAACUUGUGAUCAGCUCGAAGGUUUGUCGAACAUAUUUUCGGAUCCUUAAGUGUGGGAGUUAUGCAGAAUCUACUGUUACAGUAUAAGAAAUGCAACAAAUUGAGCUUCGUGCUUCAUUCUUGCCAGUGCCGAGUCCAUGCACACUAAAGGUGAAAGUUCGGCUACAUAUGUUUAAAUCUGAAAUUCAUCCUACAUCCAGUGUGCGCCAGUUCUGAAGCUUGGAUUAUAAUGUGCGACUUAUGUCAGCAUAUCACUGGCAAUGGUGAGCGCAGACAAAACUUUUCAUGUUUCAUAUUUUCAAGACUCUACCAUAGAAUAGGCCGACUAUUUAUCAUUUUAGUGUAAAAAUUAUUUUAGAAAUCCGUCUGUCUCAGGAGAAGAGUAGUAGUGUAUAUUUCAGUAGUACAUAUUCCAAGAUUUACUUCGUAUGGUCCCGAAUGUUUUUAUCGAAUAAUUGUGUAAAAAUAAUUGUUUUAAAAAGCACCAUGUAGAAAUCAGCUGAUAUUUCUUAAAUAAGGAGAAUCUAUACUGAACUAUUAUCAAUCACAUGUUAAUCAGCGAAAACCUUUAUUUUUGUUGUAUAUCAAAUAUUUUGUCUCUCACGCGGCUGUCAGUAUGAGGACUUGUAAUAUCAGAGGUGUAUCAUUUAGAGCGGCUCUCCUUUAGAGAAGGAAUACUUUUUGAUUUUGUUCAUUAAUUGUUAAAUAUUCAUUUUUUUCUUUUAAGUGGGAUGUGGGGGCCAGGGGUAUUUAUGAUAAUGUCUCAUUCUUCAUAUAAUUUAUGAAAAAUAGAUGUAUGAAUUAAGUUUUA